AUGUCGUUUCCUACACUAAACGACCUUAUUCUCGCAUAUCAGAAUGAAAAAUCCACAAAGAGAUUACUUCCAUAUGCUCUACACCUAAUAGACUACUUCCUUGACAUCAUCUCAGAGAGGACUGAGCAUGUGAAGGCACUAAACAAGUCAAUAGUGAAGAAUAUAUAUGAGUUAGAAAUUGAGAGAGUAAAAUUUUUUGUUAAGGAGUACAUCCAAACCAGAUUGAAAAAAAUGAGCAUGAACUUGUAUGUGGACCUGUCUCUUUUAUCUGGAGGAGAGCUCGCUCUUUACGAAAAAUAUAUUGACCUACUGAAAAAGAGGGAUGUGUAUGUUACAAAACAAAAGUUCCACAAAGUCCAUGAGUUUGUUGGGUUUUAUUGCUGCACUGAUAUCAGCGGGGCUGUUAUUGAUGGAGAGCUGUUGGAGAUGUUCAAGGGAGAUUUCUUUGUUGCUCCAUUGGAUGAUGUAAUGGAUUUUCUAAAAAGGAAUGAGAUAAUUCUAUUCUGA
Encephalitozoon cuniculi GB-M1 is the source of this 507-nucleotide messenger RNA. RefSeq lists its product as uncharacterized. NCBI's taxonomy places the organism in Eukaryota, Fungi, Microsporidia, Unikaryonidae. Gene Ontology annotation, biological process: double-strand break repair via break-induced replication; DNA-templated DNA replication. Gene Ontology annotation, cellular component: GINS complex. The coding region runs from base 1 to 507 and encodes 168 amino acids. The record is from RefSeq and is marked provisional. The transcript has a single exon.